AUACUAGUCGACGAGGAAAUGCACCUUCAUAAAAUGGGAUUAGCCAACUACAUCCAAGCAUUGGAGGAAGAAAAGAAGAAAAUCCAGGUUUUCUCCAGAGACCUUCCUCUCUCUCUUGAGCUUGUUACACAAGCCAUUGAAAAAUGUAUACAACAGUUAUCUGGAAGGGAGCGAAAUUUGAAUGGCCAAUCGGAGUGUUCCGCGCAGAUAUCUACGGAAGAAGACCUUGUUGUUGAAGAAUUUAUUCCUAUCAAGAAAACGGCAUCACCAUCUUAUUGCGAUGAAGAAGAUAAUGAUGACAACGACGAACAUUCAUCACAUAAGAUGAAAUCUGUUUGGCUAAGAUCAGUUCAGUUAUGGAGUCCCAACCCCUUACCUGCUAAAGAGACAGUACCUAGGAAAACAAGUGUUGUAGAAGUGAAAAGAAUUGGUGGUGCAUUUCACCCAUUCCACAAAGAAAAAAUUGCUGCUGAAAAGAGUGCACUAAUCACUUCACCAGAACAAGUACCGGCUACAAGUUCUACUGAACCAGUUGUUGAAGGCAGCAACAAAAUAGAGGAUAAAGGACAGAGGAAGCAGCGUCGUUGCUGGUCGCAGGAACUGCAUAAACGCUUCCUGCACGCCCUUCAACAACUUGGUGGUUCGCAUUCUGCCACCCCGAAACAGAUCAGGGAACUAAUGAAAAUAGAUGGCCUCACCAACGAUGAAAUCAAGAGUCAUUUGCAGAAAUUUCGUCUGCACACAAGAAGGAGCCUGGUAAUUCACAACAAUGCUAUUGCAAAUUCACAAGCAGCUCAUCUAUUCUUGGUGGGGAACAUUUACGUUCAGCCACAAGAAUAUGUUCCAAUAGCCACGACCGCGACCGCUACCGUGUCAGGGGAAUUGACCACAGUUACUACUCCAACGGGAACUUAUGCACAUCCUCAAGUCACCACCACAUUUAUAACGCCAAGGUUUAAGAAACAACACUUGUGUGAGAAUUCACAUUCUGAAGAAAGGGCUAAUCACUGUGAAGGGGUGGUUGUUCAAUCUAACUCCUCUGCCUCAUCAUAUUCUACUCAUACGCCUACAACUUUACUUGGCUGUUGAUUUUCAAGAUGCUGUUAAAAGUACUCAUUUUUUGUAGUCAUGUUGUAGUGCAAAAAUCCUCUCCUCUAAUGUUAAAAUUAUAGAGGUGAAAAUAUAGAGAAAUGAAAGAGAUAGUAUUUUUAUGGUAUCACCCUUCCUUGGCAAACAAGUGAACUUAAGUUUUCAGUUUUUAUAAUUAAAUAAUA
Vicia villosa (hairy vetch) is the source of this 1274-nucleotide messenger RNA. RefSeq names its product transcription factor HHO3-like. The coding region runs from base 19 to 1089 and encodes 356 amino acids. Gene Ontology annotation, molecular function: DNA-binding transcription factor activity; DNA binding. The transcript is spliced from 5 exons. Lineage: Eukaryota; Viridiplantae; Streptophyta; Magnoliopsida; Fabales; Fabaceae. The record is from RefSeq and is a predicted model, not a curated record. Gene Ontology annotation, biological process: regulation of DNA-templated transcription.